CGGAGGCCUGUAAAACAUGCACAAUGACUACGCUGAUACGACGCUCACGAACAUUUCCUGCCGCAUCUCAUAAUCCAGACCAAACUCACUCGGAAAGUGGAUACAUUUUUCCCGCUGCUCUACGAGACCUCACCAUUUCCUCAAGUUCUUUUCAGCCAAACAGGAAAUCAGUUCCAGAUCCACCUCUAGCCUACCAUGUCUGAACCAGGUUCUGGUUGUGGUGUUCCAGCCCAGAGAAGCUCACAGCGGGGUCCAAAGUUGCUGUCAGUGAAGCUGGGGGACUGCAGUCAAUCACUGGAACUCAAUGUGAUUGUCAAAGAGGAGGAGGAGGAGAGAGAAAUCAAUGAGGGGGAGGAGGAAGAGAGAGAGGAGGACAGGGCCUCUGUUGACUCAGGAGAGAUCCCCAACCCAGACUCAGUCAACAAGCCCAGUUCCACAGCAUCGAGACUGCCUGGUAGUGGGAGUUAUUCGUGCCCUCAAUGUGAGAAGAGUUUCAGUUCCUCAACUAUUCUAAAGAAUCAUCAAAGAGUACACACUGGAGAAAAACCUUUCCACUGCUCUGCAUGUGGGAAGAGUUUCAGUGAGAAAGUAAACCUUAAGAGACACGAGAGAGUACAUAGUGGAGAGAAGCCUUACCACUGCACCCAAUGUGGGAAGAGCUUCAAUCAUUCUGGAAGCCUUAAGGAACACCAAAGAGUACAUACAGGGGAGAAACCUUACCACUGUGCUCUUUGUAGGAAGCAUUUCAGUCAGCCAGGAAGCCUUAAGAAACACCAGAGAAUUCAUACAGGGGAGAAACCUUACCACUGCUCACAGUGUGGAAAGAAUUUUCGUUUCGCAGGAGACCUAAAGAGUCACCAGAGAUCACACAGUGGAGAGAAGCCUUACCACUGUUCUCAGUGUGGCGAGGGAUUCACUCAGCUCAGGCGUCUUAAACGUCAUCAGAGGAUACACAUUGGAGGGAAGCCUGUCUGUGUUUUAAAUGUGAUUGUCAAAGAGGAGGAGGUUGAGAGGGAAAUCAAAGAGGAGGAAAAGCGAGAAGUUGAGGAAGAGGAGGACAAUAGUGGUAUAGUUGACCCAGAUACAUCAACAUUACCUGGUUGUAGUCUUUACCCCUGCCAUCAAUGUGGAAAGAGUUUCCGUUCCUCAAGUAAUCUACAGAAUCAUCAAAAAGUACACAUUGGAGAAAAGCCUUACCACUGCUCUGAGUGUGGGGAGGGAUUCACUCAGCUACUACGUCUUAAAAGUCAUCAGAUAAUACACAAUGGAGGGAAGCCUGUUUGUGCGUUAAAUGUGAUUGUCAAAGAGGAGGAGGUUGAGAGGGAAAUCAAAGAGGAGGAAAAGCGAGAAGUUGAGGAAGAGGACGACAAUAGUAGUGUAGUUGACCCAGAUACACCAAGACUGCCUGAUCGUGGUCGUUACCCAUGUCAUCAAUGUGGGAAGAGUUUCCGUUCCUCAAGUAAUCUAAAGAAUCAUCAAAGAGUACACACAGGAGAGAAACCUUACCACUGCUCCCAAUGUGGGAGGGGUUUCAGUGAGAAGGUAAAUCUUAAGAGACAUGGCAAAGUACAUAGUGGAAAGAAGCCUUAUCACUGCACCCAAUGUGAGAAGAGCUUUAAUUAUUCAGGAAGCCUUAAGGAACACCAGAGAAUACAUACAGGGGAGAAGCCUUACCACUGCUCUCUAUGUGGUAAGAGUUUCAGUCAGCCAGGAAACCUUAAGAAACAUCAGAGAAUACAUACAGGGGAGAAGCCUUACCACUGCUCUCUUUGCGGUAAGAGUUUCAGUCAGCCAGGAAACCUUAAGAAACAUCAGAGAGUACAUACAGGCGAGAAGCUUUACCACUGCUCUCAUUGUGGGGGGGGUUUCACUCAGCUAAGAAGUCUUAAAAGUCAUGAGAAAAUACACAUUGGAGGGAAGCCUGCCUGUGCUUUCAAUGUGAUUGUCAAGGAGGAGGAGGAGGAGGAGGAAGAAAAGAAAUAAGUUGAGGGAGAGGAGAGUGACGUGAAAUAAAGGUGAAGUGAGAAUACAUAAGCAACUCUAUAGUUAUUGAAAUUCACACCUAUCCUUGCAAUGGCAUCUUCCGUGACGGCAUGGUCAUGGGCAGCACCAUUUGAGUUUUAAAAAUCAGUAAGGGUUUUUCCUGCACAACUGUAAAACCAGACUGUAGCCUUGUCACAGCCAGGUCAGCAGUCGGGGUAAUUCCAUAACGUAAUAGUGUCAUCCGUAUUUAGAUGAGAUCGAGACAAGAUCGUUAACAACUAUAGUGGUUGCUGUAAUAGUGCUAUUCCCAGGCCUAAAGCCUGGUUUACGUUAACAAUACGUGUCUCAUUGUAAACCAGGUUGCCAGUCCGGGUCAAAGCCUGUGUUCCUGGCCUUGACCCAAGCAUAAUUUAUUUAAUGAAUUGUUUCUGAACAGGAUACCACCACCUAAUGUGCUACAGUGUGUAUAGUCUGAACAAGAUCCCUCCUCCUAAUGUACUGCAGUGUGUACAGUCUGAACAGGAUACCACCUAAUGUACUGCAGUGUGUACAGUCUGAACAGGUACAAAGCCAAGGUUGGUGAUUUACUGCUACCUGCAGUUAUGGAAUGUUAUCUCAGGACUAUAAAUUAAUUGGUUGACUCCUCCUCCUGACCUCCUCCUGACCUGGAUGGAAUUAUACGACCUGGAUAUAGUGCACUACAUUUGACCAUGAUUUUUGGAAUGAGAUGUUGGACGAGCAGGUGUCACACUACAUCGGUAACCACUACAAACGUAUCUUCCUCUAUCUACUACCAAACAGAGAAACGCUCCAUUUUCACAUCUGCUGAUGUUGGGUUGGUGCUUGAGGUUCUGAAUAUGUAGUAGAAUGUUUUUGAAAUGUCCCUUUUAAAGGUACGUAUGCCCAUGUACACGACUAACAUUUAAAUGUAAAACAGUUGACAGUAGCAUAAUCUAUAUUUGACUUGAGCUGAAUACUGGGGCUGAGUCUAUAUAUAGUAUAUACUGGGGGCUGAGUCUGUAUAUAGUAUAUACUGGGGGCCGAGUCUAUAUAUAGUAUAUACUGGGGGCUGAGUCUAUAUAUAGUAUAUACUGGGGCUGAGUCUGUAUAUAGUAUAUACUGGGGGCUGAGUCUAUAUAUAGUAUAUACUGGGGCUGAGUCUAUAUAUAGUAUAUACUGGGGGCUGAGUCUAUAUAUAGUAUAUACUGGGGGCUGAGUCUACAUAUAGUAUAUACUGGGGCUGAGUCUGUAUAUAGUAUAUACUGGGGGCUGAGUCUGUAUAUAGUAUAUACUGGGGCUGAGUCUGUAUAUAGUAUAUACUGGGGGCUGAGUCUAUAUAUAGUAUAUACUGGGGGCUGAGUCUAUAUAUAGUAUAUACUGGGGGCUGAGUCUAUAUAUAGUAUAUACUGGGGGCUGAGUCUGUAUAUAGUAUAUACUGGGGGCUGAGUCUAUAUAUAGUAUAUACUGGGGCUGAGUCUGUAUAUAGUAUAUACUGGGGCUGAGUCUGUAUAUAGUAUAUACUGGGGGCUGAGUCUGUAUAUAGUAUAUACUGGGGGCUGUGUCUAUAUAUAGUAUAUACUGGGGCUGAGUCUAUAGAGGCCUGAAUACUGGGGCUGAGUCUGUAUAUAGUAUAUACUGGGGGCUGAGUCUAUAUAUAGUAUAUACUGGGGGCUGAGUCUAUAUAUAGUAUAUACUAGGGGCUGAGUCUAUAUAUAGUAUAUACUGGGGGCUGAGUCUAUAUAUAGUAUAUACUGGGGGCUGAGUCUAUAUAUAGUAUAUACUGGGGCUGAGUCUAUAUAUAGUAUAUACUGGGGGCUGAGUCUAUAUAUAGUAUAUACUGGGACUGAGUCUAUAUAUAGUAUAUACUGGGGGCUGAGUCUAUAUAUAGUAUAUACUGGGACUGAGUCUAUAUAUAGUAUAUACUGGGGGCCGAGUCUAUAUAUAGUAUAUACUGGGGGCCGAGUCUAUAUAUAGUAUAUACUGGGGGCCGAGUCUAUAUAUAGUAUAUACUGGGGGCCGAGUCUAUAUAUAGUAUAUACUGGGACUGAGUCUAUAUAUAGUAUAUACUGGGGCUGAGUCUAUAUAUAGUAUAUACUGGGGCUGAGUCUAUAUAUAUUAUAUACUGGGGCUGAGUCGAUAUAGUAUAUACUGGGGGCUGAAUGUCCCAAAUGGCGCGCUAUUCACCCUGUAGUGCACUACUUUCGACUAUGGGCCCUAUUCUGUAGUGCACUACAUUUGACUAUGGGCCCUAUUCUGUAGUGCACUACAUUUGACUAUGGGCCCUAUUCUGUAGUGCACUGCAUUUGACCAUGGGCCCAAUUCAGUUGUGGAUAUUUUUUUAUACCUGAUUAAACUCAGUAGAAGGGCUGGUUUGUAAUUGACAUAAAAUGUAUUGUUAUGUCAUGAUCUGGAUGGAACCGGUGUUCCUUUCAGGGUUUGGAACCUGAAAGUAUUUUCCAAUUAUUUUGUUCUGAACAGAACCGUUAUUGUUUUUUUUGUUCCAUUCCAGCAAAGUAAAGUUCUGAACCGGUUCGAACCAUGACUCGCUGGGCAUCUUGUUGUUAUGACACGUAUUAUCUGUUAUGACACGUAAUAUCUGUUAUGACACGUAUUAUCUGUUAUGACACGUAUUAUCUGUUAUGACACGUAAUAUCUGUUAUGACACGUAUUAUCUGUUAUGACACGUAUUAUCUGUUAUGACACGUAUUAUCUGUUAUGACACGUAUUAUCUGUUAUGACAGGUAUUAUCUGUUAUGACACGUAUUAUCUGUUAUGACAUGUAUUAUCUGUUAUGACACGUAUUAUCUGUUAUGACACGUAUUAUCUGUUAUGACACGUAUUAUUUGUUAUGAGGUAUACCUACGGAGGAGCGGCUUCUAUGAUGAAACUUUGAAUGUCUUUGAACUUCAGAGAGUUGACUCUAACUAACUUUGGACCAGAACUAUCCCUUAAUCAUGACUCUCAGUUCUAUUACAGUACAGAUAAUGCCUCCUAGAGUUUUGGAAAGGUAGACCAGAGCUAGCUAACAAGCUAUCUAGCUAACAAGCUAUCUAGCUAACAAGCUUGUGUGUGCAGAACAGCACCAGAAUUCAAAUAAAAUCUUACCUUUUUCAUAGUUAAUGAAUCCAAUGUGAAAAGUGAUAACUAUAGUAUCCUUAACUAGCAUUGAAAUAGUUCAUCAAUGUUCUCUAAUUAAACCUCUCUCUCCGUAAUGUCUGAAUCACGCCUGUAAUGUCAGUAGCUACAGUAGUCUAUGCAUGCUUCGGUGGGAGGGGAGGGGGAAUGUAGCCUACACACACUGGCAAAUAUUUUCAGCAGGCAGACACUGGGAUACGUUUCUGAGUGUAUAGGGACUGAAAUAAAAUGCCUGGAAUGUAAAAGAACAUUAUUAACCAGUUCCCAUACUUUUAAAAUCACUGUUCUGUUCCGGAACAGUAUAGAUCCCUUUUGUUGUCAGUUCUGGUUCUGUUCCUUGAAAUUCCGGUUUUCUUUUCUGUUCCCUGAACUGGUUCCAACCCCUGGUUUAGAAUAUUGUUCUGUUCCAGAACAGUAUAGAUCCCUUUCGUUGUCAGUUCUGGUUCUGUUCCUUGAAAUUCCGGUUUUCUUUUCUGUUCCCUGAACUGGUUCCAACCCCUGGUUUAGAAUAUUGCUCUGUUCCGGAACAGUAUAGAUCCCUUUCGUUGUCAGUUCUGGUUCUGUUCCUUGAAAUUCCGUUUUUCUUUUCUGUUCCCUGAACUGGUUCCAACUACUGGUUUAGAAUAUUGUUAAGUAUCCAUUAAUUAAAUAAUAAAUGCUAACAAACUGUAAUCUUCUUCUUCAUUAAAGGUGGAUGAUGUUGGUA
This is a messenger RNA of Oncorhynchus kisutch (coho salmon), 5824 nucleotides long. Its product is annotated as zinc finger protein 883-like. The record is from RefSeq and is a predicted model, not a curated record. Gene Ontology annotation, biological process: regulation of transcription by RNA polymerase II. The transcript has 3 exons. Gene Ontology annotation, cellular component: nucleus. Lineage: Eukaryota; Metazoa; Chordata; Actinopteri; Salmoniformes; Salmonidae. Gene Ontology annotation, molecular function: DNA-binding transcription factor activity, RNA polymerase II-specific. The coding region runs from base 196 to 1983 and encodes 595 amino acids.